UUGUUUAGGAUGGAAAGUAUUGUAAAGAUUAUCAAGAAUUGGCUGAACUUACUUUAAUGAUACUAUCACCCACCGACAGAUUCAAACUUCACAAUCCUGAAGCUGUUCAUCAUGCCAGAUUUAUGGGUAAAAGUUUAUUUUACUUGAAACUAUUUCUACUCAUGAAAAGAAUUCCUGAAAUCAAUGAAGAGAGCAGGGAUGAAAUCACAGAAAUGACAAAGUUUCUUUCUAUUUUUUACACGGAGUGGUUUCUCAGAGCUGAGUUAAGUUCAGCUGCUCCGACACAGGACAUGAAAGCAUUAUGGCAGAUGAAAAGAUUCGAGGAGUGGAAUAAAACUGGCGGUCAAGCUGUUUCUAAAUCCAUACAACGACAUACUUGGUACCUUGAUCCAUAUUUAGUCAUUUUAGCAAUUGCAGAUAAGAAAUGUCAAGGCGACAUGGCUAAGAGACUUAUUAGCCUGAAACGAGGUCCCAUAGAAGAAUAUUCCUUAGAAAGACAGGUGUUGGAUAAAGACACUCUAAUGAGUCUAAACUUUUCACAGGAUGAGCAGGCCUUGCGAUGAAUAAGAACUGCG
Messenger RNA from Hydra vulgaris (swiftwater hydra), 575 nucleotides. RefSeq lists its product as uncharacterized. The record is from RefSeq and is a predicted model, not a curated record. Lineage: Eukaryota; Metazoa; Cnidaria; Hydrozoa; Anthoathecata; Hydridae.